Molecule: messenger RNA, 1797 nt
Organism: Ctenocephalides felis (cat flea)
Lineage: Eukaryota; Metazoa; Arthropoda; Insecta; Siphonaptera; Pulicidae
Product: cryptochrome-1-like
Exons: 10
Coding region: 1-1797 (598 amino acids)
Biological process (GO): entrainment of circadian clock by photoperiod; circadian regulation of gene expression; negative regulation of DNA-templated transcription
Cellular component (GO): nucleus; cytoplasm
Molecular function (GO): DNA binding; FAD binding
Source: RefSeq, a predicted model, not a curated record
AUGGAAGUGGACUCUAAAGAAGAAGCUUUAAAUUAUCUCUUAAUGUUAGUCGUUCCUGGAAAACAUGCCGUGCAUUGGUUUCGACGUGGUUUACGUCUCCAUGACAACCCCGCACUUUUAGAGGCACUAAAAGGCGCCGACACUUUAAGAUGUGUUUAUAUUCUAGAUCCUUGGGCUGCCAGAGGAGCUGGGGCAAAUGCCCUUAAUAAAUGGAGAUUUCUUCUAGAAUCCCUAACCGAUUUAGACACGUCAUUAAAAUCUCGCCUGGAUUGUCGACUACACGUAGUACGUGGUCAACCAGCUGAUGCUCUUCCAGCAUUGCUGGAACGUUGGGGGGUCACUUUGUUAAGUUACGAAACUGAUCCGGAGCCCUAUGGCAGGGCCAGAGACCGCAAAUUGGCCGCAAGAUGCAGGGAUAAUGGUGUUGAAAUCGUGGAGUACGAAUCUCAUACUUUGUAUCCACUGGACAGCAUUAUAGAGCACAACGGAGGAUCAGCUCCAGUCACCUUCGAACAAUUUUUGGGAGUUUUAACUACCAUGGGUCCACCAGAUCCUCCAGCAGGACCAGUCAGACGCGACCGCCUUUUUACCACUCGAACCAGAGUACCCACAGAUCCAGACUACGACCAAUCCUACGCAGUGCCUACACUUGCCGAACUUGGUUUUGAAGCUAAUUCUUCUGAACCGCCAGUUUGGAGAGGAGGUGAAGCAGAAGCUUUGGCACGUCUGGAAAGGCAUGCUGAAAAAAGAACUCUUGCUCUGAAUUCGUCUCCAAAUUCUGACACUUUGCCGCCAGGAUUUCUGAUGGCUGAUGGUGCAGGUUUAUCGCCAUAUCUGAGGUUCGGGUGCUUGAGUGCUAGACUGUGCUAUCAUCAAUUAGCAGAAUUGCAACGCCUACCAUCAACUAAUGGAAACAGCAACUUUAAUUUGGCUCCUGCAACAAAACCAUUACUUCAACCACCACCAGCAGUAAUGCCUCUUUUAUGGAGAGAGUUUUUGUACUGCUGCGGAGCAGACAAUCCUCGUUUUGAUAGAGUACAAGGAAAUCCUUUAUGUUUGCAAACGCCUUGGGACAGAGAUCCAACUGCUCUUGCAAAAUGGGCAAACGGCCAAACUGGAUUUCCAUGGAUAGAUGCAGCCAUGUCACAAUUAAGAAGUGAAGGUUGGAUUCACCACUUGGCAAGAUUUGCCUUGAUAGAUUUUCUGACCAAAGGAGCUCUUUUUAUAAGUUGGGAAGAAGGAAUGAAAGUAUUUGAAGAUCUUCUAUUAGAUGCAGACUGGUCGACAAAUGCUGGUAGUUGGUUGUGGCUAUCAUGCUCCUCAUUCUUUCGCAAACCAGCACCCUCUGUAUGUCCAGUAGCGCUUGGAAAAUUAGUUGAUCCUGAUGCAGAGUACAUCAGGAAGUAUGUACCAGCUUUGCGUGGUUUUCGAUCAGCCAGACUGGUGCAUGCACCUUGGCUAGCGUCUCGUGAGGAGCAGAGGCGUGCUGCCUGCAGGUUAGGGGCCCAAUAUCCGCUUCCUUUACUAGUAGACCAUGCACGCACCAGGAAGGAAAAUGCUAGGCGGACUAGAUUAGCAUGUGAAACUCUUCCUGGAUAUCGAAAUAGAGAAAGACGUUUAUCCGAGUCCUUCCAAGAUGAAAGCGAUAUUGAUUGCAACUGUGAACCAGUAAUUCCAAAACAGCAAAUUGCACAAGAUGAACCAAUAAUGGACACAAAUAUACACUUGCCAGAUAUACGUCAGGAAAUUAAAUCACUGCCUGAAUUUGAAUCAACCAUUAAUAGCCUGUUUAUUUAA